Paramuricea clavata is the source of this 840-nucleotide messenger RNA. NCBI's taxonomy places the organism in Eukaryota, Metazoa, Cnidaria, Anthozoa, Malacalcyonacea, Plexauridae. The record is from the annotation of a GenBank genome assembly.
AUGGGUUAUGUUGAUGAUACAAAAACUUUCAUCGCCUUUCCACCACGUGAUCUUAGCAGCGCUAUAUCUGAUUUGAAUGAAGAUCUAAAUGAGAUAUCGAGAUGGUGUUGUGCAAACUCGCUUCUAAUAAAUUCGGAAAAAGUAAUUGGGGUCUCGCAAUUGAUCCGUAACCUACCACCGAUACCACCCAUCAAGAUAUUAGGAAAGGUGAUCAAUCCUGUUCCCGUAGUCAAAGACUUAGGUGUUAGUAUUGACCGUUAUCUUAGCUAUAAUGAAAAUACUAAGGAAUUAGUUUCAAAUUGCAUGUUUAAACUGUCAAGAAUUAAUCGAAUCAAACAUUUGCUUGAUAAAAAAACCAUUCUCCUCCUGAUGGAAGUAUUUGUUUUCAGUAAGUUAUUUUAUUGCUCAACUAUAUGGAGCAAUACAUCUAAACAAAAUGUAAAGAAGCUGCAACUAGUGCAGAAUUUUGCUGCAAGAAUUGUUCUGGGACUCAGGAAAUAUGACCAUAUUUCUGAAGGCAUACAAUCUUUGAAAUGGCUCAAUGUAAAGGACACACUAUUCCUAAAUGAUGCCGUUAUGGUCCAUAAAUGCCUUCAUGGCAGAGUACCAGCAUAUUUAUCCGAUAAGUUUAUGCCUCGUUCUGCCAUACAUAGCAGAUCGACUAGAUAUUGUAAUGAUUUAAAUUUGCCCAAAUGUAGGCUUGCAACUGGGCAAAGAAUGUUUUCCUAUCGGGGGGCAAAACUGUAUAAUGAACUGCCUCUUGAUAUUAAGGAAAUUGAGAACACUAGAUUUUUUAAGAAAAGACUUCGAAAUGAACUCAGAAAGAACUUAUUGAGUUAA